AUGAAACCCUUCAAGUGGAACCCGGGUAUCACUUCUUCCGCUUCUAUGGAAGAAUGCUUGUGCCGAGGAGUUUACGCCCCCGAUAUGAGUCGAUACCAAGCUUUCGUUCUUAAAUGUGAUCAAGAGGUCUCAUGUCUCCGCACUCUCCGCGCCUUCAGAUGUAGGGGUAUACAUGACCGAGGCUUGUGGCUUGUGGGAAUAGGUUCAAGCAGCAUGGUCCCAAAUUUUGUCUUACAGCCAUGA
Molecule: messenger RNA, 243 nt
Organism: Morchella sextelata
Lineage: Eukaryota; Fungi; Ascomycota; Pezizomycetes; Pezizales; Morchellaceae
Exons: 3
Coding region: 1-243 (80 amino acids)
Source: RefSeq, a predicted model, not a curated record